Molecule: messenger RNA, 2407 nt
Organism: Caenorhabditis sp. 36 PRJEB53466
Lineage: Eukaryota; Metazoa; Nematoda; Chromadorea; Rhabditida; Rhabditidae
Source: the annotation of a GenBank genome assembly
AUGUUGUGGACAUUUCUGGCCGGAGUGCUCGUCGGAUUGGCCAUCGCGGCGAUCAUUCUGUACAUUUUCAUCGUCGAUCCAUGGGCACCUCCGUCCGAUCAGCCGCAGCCGCCCAUCGAGCAGUUCCGUCCCGCUCAGAUGCCAAUGGAACUUCGUGGAUUCCUGAAGUCUGGGGAGGACGGACAAGGUAUUUCCCGGUGGGAAUCGUGCAAUUCCAUCAGUCUCCUGCUUCAUUUCCUAUUUCAAGAGCAUAAAGAUACACUAGCUCUCAGAAGGCAAGUAAAAGUAGAACUGGGACAAAAUUAACUUUCUACUUCAGAUGGGUACACAAACGUCUUCAAAUGGAGAUGAACGACAUCACGACUCGAUCGACGGCCGGCCGUUUAAUUCAGGAGAUUCGCAUUCGAGAACUGUCGCUCGGAACCGAGUUCGUGAAGAUUAAAUCGAUCCGCGUGGAAGAUGUCGUAAUGGCGGAUGACAAUAACACGUUCGAAAAGAUCGUCUUCAUUCUGGACAUUGAUUACUCCGGCGGCUUCGAGACUUCCAUCGAUGUUUCCACUAUUAUAGCCAAGAAAGCGAGUUUGUCCGUGAAGAUCACCAAACUGACCGGAACGGUCCGAGUGAUUCUCUCCCGACAACCGUACCAUCACUGGACGUUCUCAUUCGUCUCACAGCCGGUUUUCGAAACUGAAGUGAGUGUUUUUUGUUUUGCUUCUUCUUCAUCCUCACAACAUUUUUCCUUUCAGAUCAACUCUCAAAUCCAGGGCCAUCAACUGAAACGGCUCAUUCCGAUCAUCAAAGAAGCGAUUCGUCGCUCUUUGCAAAGGAAACACGUGUGGCCGAACUACAAGAUCAGAUAUCGCCCAUUGUUCCCCAAUCCGAUAUUCCAAGCGUCCCCACCUAUAAGUAAACACUUUGCAGUUCAAAUAAGCAAUUACAACUUUUCAUUUCAGACAGUUUCACGCACAUCAAAAUGGAAGGAGGCAUGGAAGUGACCGUUCUUCAGUGCUCUCGCCUCAAGAACACGCUUCUCGACGACAAAAACAAACAGUACGAGAUCUAUUGCACAGUGUCCAUCGAAUCCCGUCCGAUUGUUCAAAACGAGGAGCAAGGCCACGUCGUCAACGUUCUGCUGACCUUCUCCCGUUACGACAUCGCCACUCCCAUCGGCCUGACGUUCGACAAAUCCGCGCCGGCUUCCGGACAGAGUCGCCCAGUGAAAGUGUGCACUGUGGAGGACAACAGUCUGGCCGACAGGGCGGCGUUCAAGCCGGGAGACGUGCUCGUGGCCAUCAAUAACGUUCCGAUUCGAUCGGAAAGACAGGCGACUAAAUUCCUUCAGUCGACCACCGGAGACCUUACUGUUCUCGUAGAAAGAAGCCUGGAUGACAUUGAUGAUGAGGAGUCGAAAGGUACUAGGAGUAGCACAUUCAAUUUUCUUUUCACUAACAGUUUUCUUCUUUUUUUUGCAUUUCUUCUAACUUCUGUAGAUUUGCUCUAACUCCCAAAUUUGGUUCUUUUUCUCUUUUUCACUUUUUUCUCUUCAAUCCAGAAUCCGAAAUCAUUGUGAGCACGGUGCGCGACAUCGACGAAGCAGGCGGGAACGACGCGGACACCUCCAGCAUGAUGAGCACGACAUCAGUGACGACGACGGAUAAGGAGAGAGAAGAGGAGAAGACGGAGACGCAGACGGACAUGCCUGAGGGUAAGUUAAGCAUGGAAGUGACGCGUUUGUUGCGGAGAUGUCUGAAACUGCAUUGUUUUGUUUGUCGGACUCUUAGAAGGACUUUCUCUUCGAAUAUCCCACCGGCUCCGUUCUAGUCUCUAGCUUGCGUAGCCCGAGUUCUUUUCUAUUUUUACCCAAACAACCCGUGUGUCUGUGACGUGCACUACGUGCCAGUUGUCAUCCGAGUCAGGUUGUGAAGUGAUCCAGUCUCUUUCUCUCUCCUUCUUUCUCAUUUCUCAUCUCUUCCAUGAGCUUCUCCAGUUUUAUGGCACAAGAGAUGUUCUUGAGAUAGAAAACGAGAGAGAAAAUGGGAAAGCGAGUGUGUAAUAAGCCAUAGAGUCUGACAUUUUAUGAGCGUGAACUCUGUGAAUUGAAUUGCAAAGAGGUCGACAAAAGAAUAAAAAGAAACUAGGGGGAUUCUGGUCUUGAAAUCGACUGAACAACUUCGUUUUCAGCCGUCGCCCUUGCUGCAAGACGACGUCACAGUGUCUCCAACUUUGAAUCGUCCGCCGUCGACACAAACACAGAAUCAGUUGCCUCUUCGAUUUUCGGACUUGGUAAGUUCUAUCAAAACACAAAUGAGUCUGUACAAAGGCCUGUCCAAUCAGGUGUUAACAAGUCGCUUUCAAUUAGUUUCCCUGCCUACAGUAACCAUUUCCGAAACCGGUUUCAGCUGAUUAG